Cloeon dipterum is the source of this 1689-nucleotide messenger RNA. It is a transcript of the gene Ctns, whose product is annotated as Cystinosin. Gene Ontology annotation, molecular function: L-cystine transmembrane transporter activity. Gene Ontology annotation, cellular component: lysosomal membrane. The coding region runs from base 225 to 1370 and encodes 381 amino acids. The transcript is spliced from 11 exons. Gene Ontology annotation, biological process: L-cystine transport. The record is from RefSeq and is a predicted model, not a curated record. NCBI's taxonomy places the organism in Eukaryota, Metazoa, Arthropoda, Insecta, Ephemeroptera, Baetidae.
GCUACGCCCCUCUGGUUAGACAAAAUGCAAAAGCUGGGUGUCGAGUGAAAAAUAUAAGUCGAUCGCCGCUGUAAUUAAGUGAAAAAGUCAUGUUGGUCGAGAAUUUUCACACUUGGACGAGGACAGGAGACCGCGGCAGAGCUUCUUGCUGCAGAGGAACGUAAUUAAAUUGCGGACACCUUGAGUUCAACAUUUGAAGUCCGCCCCCAAUUGUGACUCUUGAAAUGGGUCGAUCAGCCACUUUUUCAAAGCUCUUCUGCGCUUCAAUUUUGAUCGCAUUUUCUGCGGCCGAGACUUCCUUCAGUUUGGGCUCGCAGGAAUUGGACAUCCUGGUUGGCGAAACGAAAGUCAUCAACCUUCAAGUUACCGACCUCACGCAAAGAGUGAACGCGUCAGUGCAAACAUUGCACUCAGGGAUUUUGGAGCUGAACCCAAAGUCAAUUAUUAUUAAUCCUCCUGCAAAUGACAUCUACCCCAUCGAAGUGACAUCAAUCGAAGCUGGCUACACUACUAUCCUACUAAGUAUCGACCCAGCCAUCGCUGAUGUUUACGAUGCGUUUAUCCGCGUCACUUCUCUGCACUCGAUUGAGCUUUACCACUUCAGCGAGGUCAUUGGAUGGAUCUACUUUGUGGCCUGGUCCGUUUCCUUCUACCCACAAAUCUAUGAAAACUGGAAGCGGAAAAGUGUUGUUGGUCUCAAUUUCGACUUUCUGGCUUUAAACAUCAUCGGCUUCACCAUGUACUCCAUUUUUAACUGUGGUCUAUUUUGGAUUCCUUCCAUCCAGGAUGAGUAUUAUGAAAAACAUCCAAGAGGCAUGAUUCCUGUUUUGGCCCAAGACAUCUUUUUCGGCCUCCACGCGAUGUUCGCAACAGUUAUAACAAUCACACAAUGCUUCUUUUACGAGCGUGCAAACCAAAGAGUUUCGUGGACCGCAAGAGGCAUAAUAGUGGUGUUUGCUCUCUUCCUGUUGAUCAGCACUAUUGUGGCCGCCGCCACAGACAAACUCACUUGGCUUGACAUCCUUUACUUUUGCUCAUACGUCAAGUUGGCCAUCACUCUGAUCAAAUACAUUCCUCAGGCUUACAUGAAUUACAAAAGGAAGAGCACGGUGGGAUGGAGCAUCGGCAACAUUUUCCUUGACUUUACUGGCGGCGCUCUCAGCAUGAUGCAGAUGAUGGUCAACGCCCACAACUACAACGACUGGCAAUCUAUUUUCGGCGACCCUACGAAAUUCGGAUUGGGACUGUUCUCCGUCGUGUUUGACAUCUUCUUCAUAUUCCAACAUUAUGUGCUAUACAGACAAUCUCGCAAGGACGUUGCUGCUGAUCCUGAAAAACCCGAGAAAACUGGAAAAGAUGAAAUUCUGUGAUAGAUAUUUUGCAGCACUCUUACGAAAGAAUCGAGGGCGCCAAUUCUGAAGCAGCGCGGCCGAUUUACUCCUGAUUGCUGAUGCACGCGCACGUCUUGUAAAUGGAGACCUGCCGUCGGCGAGUUUGGUGAUCUGUGACUGAACUGUGUUCGCUUUGGAUAAUUUUGAGCGAUAUAAACCUUUUAGUGAAUGCGAACAAUAAGCUGUUAAGAUUUAUUUGAUUUUAAUUGUGAUUCUCAUAUGAUUUAGCCUAUAUUAUAAUUUAAUUUUUAGAGUGUAAUGAUAUCACGUAUAAAAUAAAUCACAAAAAUAAUUUUGU